AUGGCAACAGGAGGUGGUCCCUUUGAAGAAGGCAUGAAUGAUCAGGACUUGCCUAGCUGGAGCAAUGAGAGCCUUGAUGACCGGCUGAACAACACGGACUGGGGAAGUCAACAGAAGAAAGCAAACAGAUCUUCAGAAAAAAACAAGAAAAAGCUUGGUGGGGAAACUGAAACGAGGCUUACUAAUGAUAUAUCUCCAGAAUCCUCACCUGGGAUGGGACGGCGAAAGACCAGAAGUCCUCAUAGUUUUCCUCAUGCUCGAUACAUGACCCAGAUGUCUGUUCCAGAGCAGGCCGAGCUAGAAAGGCUUAAACAAAGAAUAAACUUCAGUGAUCUGGAUCAGAGAAGCAUUGGAAGUGAUUCUCAAGGCAGGGCAACAGCUGCUAACAACAAACGUCAACUUAAUGAAAAUAAAAAACCAUUCAACUCCCUGUCACUGCAGAUAAACACGAACAAAAGCAAAGAUCCUGCCUCAGCUUCCCAAAAAAAGGAUAGUGAGGUAUCAGUGCAAUGUAAAGAGUUAUUUGGAGCUGCUCUAAGCAAGGAUUUCUUGCAAAAUUGUCAAGUCUCUGCUCAAGAAGAUGGAAGGGGAGAACCAGCUAUGGAUAGUAGCCAGAUUGUGAGCAGACUAGUUCAAAUUCGCGACUAUAUUGCUAAGGCCAGCUCCCUGCGGGAUGAUCUUGUAGAGAAAAAUGAAAGAUCGGCCAAUGUUGAGCGUUUAUCACACCUUAUAGAUCACCUUAAAGAGCAGGAGAAAUCCUAUCUGAAAUUUUUGCAAAAGAUGCUUGCUAGAGAAAAUGAGAAGGAUGAUGUUCGGACUAUAGAUUCAGCUGUGGCAUCUGGUUCUGUAGGUGAGAGCACGUCGCUAAGCAUUGAUGUACAGUUUGAGGCUUCAGAUACCACAGCCAGAGAUCCUCAACAGGAAGCUAAAGAGGAGUUGGAGAACCUGAAGAAGCAGCAUGAUUUAUUGAAAAGGAUGCUUCAACAGCAGGAACAAUUGAAGGCUCUUCAAGGAAGACAGGCAGCUCUUCUUGCUUUGCAGCAUAAAGCGGAGCAAACAAUUGCUGUCAUGGAUGAUUCUG
Molecule: messenger RNA, 1081 nt
Organism: Antrostomus carolinensis (chuck-will's-widow)
Lineage: Eukaryota; Metazoa; Chordata; Aves; Caprimulgiformes; Caprimulgidae
Product: pericentriolar material 1 protein-like
Exons: 6
Biological process (GO): microtubule anchoring at centrosome; protein localization to centrosome; non-motile cilium assembly
Cellular component (GO): centriolar satellite; ciliary basal body; centrosome
Source: RefSeq, a predicted model, not a curated record